CCCUCAUCCUCCCUCCAACAAGAUGGCGGCGGCGCUGGCGGUGGCGGCACCAACGGCUUUGUUUCCUUUCGGCGCCUGAGCGCGGUCCCGGCGCGGCCAGCGGCGCCAAGCGGCAGCAGCGGAGACAUGACCGCGGAGCUCAUGAGUGAAAGCAAGCUGGACACCCUGGUACAGAAGCUUCAUGACUUCUUGGCUCACUCAUCAGAAGAAUCAGAGGACGCAAAUACUCCUCCAAGGUUAUCUGUGAACAAAAAUACAGAUAAAAGUAGUGAGCCUGAAAACAGUCCAACUCCAAUGGAAAAUAAUAGGGAAGAGAUGCAGUUUAUCCAAAUAACUGGCAAUAGUUCUUCAGAAAGAUCCAAAUCUUUAGGAUCAUCACGUUCGAAAAGGAAGCCUACUGUGGUAACAAAAUAUGUUGGAUCAGAUGAUGAGCAAACCUUAGAUGAAACUGUAAAUGAAGAUUUUUCAAAUGAAAACUCAGAAAAUGAUGUUGACAUGAAAAGCUUGCCAAAAGGUACAGUGGUUGUACAACCAGAGCCAGUGCUGAAUGAAGACAAAGAUGAUUUUAAAGGGCCUGAAUUUAGAAGCAGAAAUACCGUUAAAAUGAAACCUGAGGCUCCCAAAAAGCGUGGAGAGGAAGGACUGCAUGGAAUUGUAAGCUGUACAGCUUGUGGGCAACAGGUGAACCAUUUUCAAAAGGAUUCAAUCUAUAGACACCCUACACUGAAAGUCCUUAUUUGUAAGACUUGCUACAAAUAUUAUAUGAGUGAUGAUAUUAGUCGUGAUUCAGAUGGAAUGGAUGAACAAUGUAGAUGGUGUGCUGAAGGUGGGAACUUAAUUUGCUGUGACUUUUGCCAUAAUGCCUUCUGCAAAAAGUGCAUUCUGCGCAACCUUGGUCGAAAAGAGCUGUCAACUAUAAUGGAUGAAAAUAAUCAAUGGCACUGCUACAUUUGCCAGCCAGAACCUUUGUUGGACUUGGUCACUGCAUGUGACAGUGUCUUUGAAAAUUUAGAACAGUUAUUACAACAAAACAAAAAAAAGAUAAAAGUUGAGAGUGAAAAAAGUAAAAUAUAUGACCAUGCAAUCAAAUUUUCUCCAAAGAGAAACAGUUCAAAUUGUAAUGGAGAAGAAAAAAAAAUAGAUGAUUCGUAUUCUGGUUCGUUAACCUAUUCCUACAAAGCACUUAUGGUGCCAAAAGACUUGCUUAAAAAGGCUAAAAAACUGGUUGAGACUACAACAAAUAUGAAUGCUAGUUUUGUAAAUUUUUUGAAAAAGGCAACAGAAAAUUCAGAAAUAAAUCCCACUGUACAGGUUCGUCAACUAAAAGCUUUUAAAUCUGUGUUGAGUGACAUCAAAAAAGCUCAUCAGGUAUUAGAAGAAGGUCUGAAUUUGGAGAUUCAAGCUUUGGAUGCUAAAAUCAAAGAAAAAAAUACCAAAGAGAAGAAAAAUGAAACUAAACCAGAAAAAACGGAGAGUAAAAAAGAGGAAGUAAAGGAACACGCAGUCUUAAAAGAGAAGGACAUUGUAAACCCUGAGGAAAAAAUUGAGUCAGCACAGUCUGACAGUGAGCCCAUGGAUCAAAGUGUUCCAACAGCAGAACAAACGGAAAACAAGAAUGCUAGCAGCGAAGAUAAAAGGUCUGAUACAAAUGCAGAACCUCAAUAUGAGCCUAAUAGUACGGAGGCUUUAGACAUGGAUAUUGUGUCUGUUCCUUCAUCAGUCCCUGAAGAUAUUUUUGAGACUUUAGAAUCUGCUAUGGAAAUUCAAACUGCAUCUGAAGAACAGGGCAGUAGAAGUGCAGCAACAGAGCAGGAGACACUAAAUGCAAAUAUAAAAUCUAAUAUUCCUCUGAAAGACACUAAAGGAGGUCCAAAGUUAAAAGCAUCAGCUAAAGUAACAAAAGAAUUGUUUGUAAAAUUGACUCCUGUUUCCCUUUCUGAUUCCCCAGUAAAAACUGAAGAUCAAGAGAAUAGUCUGGAAAAGGAAGCUAAGAAUGUUGAUGCAAUAUCUAAAGCAGAAAACUGUGAUUCUGGAAAAGAAAACCAUGAUGCUGGCAAUGAAUGCUUGCCACAAAAUGAUGCUGUUUUAUUGAUAGAAGAAUCUGAUCUCAGGCGGUCCCCACGUGUAAAGACCACUCCUCUGAGACGUCAAACAGAUGUUAAUCCCUUAACAUCUAAUUCAGAAGAGGACAGCAAUGAUACUGGCAAUGAAAAGCGUAAGCAAAAGUCAUCAUCCCAAUCAAAGAGGAAGCAAGAUAAAAGAAAUUCUUUUGAUAAGACUGUUGAUAGCCCUAAACCUAAUAAACUUUCUAAAUCCAAAAAACCAAAAGUGCUGGACCAAAGUUCAGAUUCUGAUGAGAUGCCAGCAGUCCUUAAAGAAGUAGCUAUGAUAAGUCAGAGUUCUUCAGAGUUUGACAGCAAUACCGAAACACCCAAAAACGUUCAGAAGAUUACAAAUGAUCUUAAGAAACAAUCAAAGAAGGAUGAAAAUGGAAAACGAAAAAGGAGGAGUUCCAGUUCUGGUUCAGAUUUAGAUUCCAAAAGAGGCAAAUCAACUAAAGACUCUACUUCUGCAAAAAAGAAACGACAAAACUAUUCAGAUUCUUCAAAUUAUGACUCUGAGUUAGAAAGAGAAAUUAAAAGUUUGAGUAAAAUUGAAUCUGCAAAAAAAGCCAAAAAGAAAUACUCCAGGAAAGAAGACAGUUAUGAUUCCUCUGAAGAAGAGCAGAGUAAAAAAGGAACCGCUAGUAAGAAAAAGAAGAAAAUACAUUUGAAGAAACAGCGAGAUGAAUCUUCUAAUGAUGAAUCUGAGAAUUCAUCCCCAGAGAAAGAGGACACUAAUAACUUUUCUGAAGACAAAAAAAGUAAGAGAACAGCUAUUAAGGAAAAGAAAAAUAGAGAUUUAAAACAGGGAACUUCAACAGAGAAGCAGGAUGAUUCCUCUGAAGAAGAGCAGAGUAAAAAAGGAAGUAAGAAAAAGAAGAAAAUAAAUGUGAAGAAACAGCGAGAUGAAUCUUCUAAUGAUGAAUCUGAGAAUUCAUCCCCAGAGAAAGAGGACACUAAUAACUUUUCUGAAGACAAAAAAAGUAAGAGAACAGCUAUUAAGGAAAAGAAAAAUAGAGAUUUAAACCAGGGAACUUCAACAGAGAAGCAGGAUGAGUUGUUGGAUUUUAAGAAGUCAAACCUGGAGAAAACAAAAAGCUGCCCUUCUGAAGGUAAAAAUAGAACACAAGCUAAAGAAAAGAAAAACAGAGAGCUGAAGAAGAAAAAGGCACAAGAUGAUUCUUCAUCAGAUGGUGCUGAGAAGGCUGUAAAAAAGCAGAAUUGUGAUUCUUCAGAGGACAAAGUCAAGAAUGAAAAAGCAACAGAAAGUGAAGAGAAGAAAAGUGAAAACUUGAAAAAGAAAAGACACAAAAAAGAACAAAAUGACUCUUCUUCUGAUGUUGAGAAGUCAUCUCCAGAGAAAGAUGGCUACAAUUCCUCUGAAAACAAUAAAAGUAAAAAUGAAAUGGUGGUUAAGAAAAGAAGAAAUCUACGAGAGAGAACAGCUAAGAGAGUGCAGAUUGAUUCAUCUUCAGAUGCUGAGCAGUCCCCAAAGAAAGAGAGUUCUUCUGAUGAUGAUAAACGAAAUAAACGUAUAGAAGCUAAAGAAAAGAAAAAGAUAAGCCACAAAAAGAAAGCAUCUAAGAAAGAACAGAAUGACUCUUUGUCCUCUUCUGAUGGGGAAUCUUAUGAAGAUAAUAAAAAAAAGAGUAAAAGAGGAUCCACUAAGGAAAGCAAAAAGGGUAACUUAAAAGAGAAAAAGAGAAUUUCUAAAAAGCAGAAGGAUGAUCUUACAUCAUCUUCAUCAGAUGAAGAAGAGAAUGAUGACCAGAAGUCAACAGGGGAUGGGAGCAGUGAUGAGCAGAAGAUUGUGCCAGUGACAGAAGAUUUAAUGAUGUCCUUCAACACAGGAUUUUGUCAGUCCUCAGGAGAUGAAGGAGAGACUAAAUCUGGGGCUGUUCCAAUGGAGGAGGAGGAAGAUGAUGACGAUCCUGAGAAUAGAAUUGCCAAGAAAAUGCUUUUAGAAGAAAUCAAAGCCAAUCUUUCCUCUGAUGAGGAUGCAUCUUCAGAUGAAGAGCUGGAUGAAGGAAAAAAGAAAACUGGAAAGCAAAAUGAAAACACAGGAGAUGACGAGGAGAAUGAAAAGGAAGAGAAUUCUGAAUCAGAUUCAGAUGAUGAAGAAUCAAAGAAACCUAGAUAUAGACACAGGCUGCUGAGACAUAAGCUAACUGUGAGUGAUGGAGAAUCGGGGGAAGAAAAGAAGGGAAAAUCUAAAGACCCUAAAGAAGGCAAACACAGAAAUAGAAGGAAAGUGAGCAGCGAUGACUCAAAUGACUCAGAGUUUCAUGAAUCUGAAGUUAGUGAAGAAGUUAGUGAGUCUGAAGACGACCAACGUCGUAGAACAAGAUCUUCUAAGAAAGCCGAGGCAGAAGAAAACCGCAGUUACAAGCAAAAAAAGAAAAGGCGACGCAUUAAAGUUCAGGAGGAUUCCUCCAGUGAAAACAAGAGCAACUCUGAGGAGGAAGAGAAUGAUGAUUCAAAAUCUCCUGGAAAAGGCAGGAAGAAAAUCAGAAAGAUUAUUAAAGAUGAUAAGCUUAGAACAGAGACACAAAAUGCACUGAAAGAGGAGGAAGAAAGAAGAAAACGUAUUGCAGAAAGAGAGCGAGAGAGAGAGAAACUGAGAGAGGUGAUAGAAAUAGAAGAUGCUUCACCUCUGAAGUGUCCUAUUACAACUAAACUGGUUUUAGAUGAAGAUGAAGAAACCAAAGAACCAUUGGUGCAGGUUAACAGACAUAUAGUUACUAAACUGAAACCACAUCAAGUAGAUGGUGUUCAGUUCAUGUGGGACUGUUGUUGUGAAUCUGUGAAAAAAACAAAGACAUCUCCAGGCUCUGGGUGCAUUCUUGCUCACUGUAUGGGUCUAGGGAAAACAUUGCAGGUAGUGAGUUUUCUCCAUACCGUACUGUUAUGUGACAAGCUGGAUUUCAGCACUGCUCUUGUAGUGUGUCCAUUGAACACAGCUUUGAACUGGCUCAAUGAGUUUGAAAAAUGGCAAGAUGGUUUAGAAGAUGAUGAGAAAUUAGAGGUCUGCGAACUAGCAACUGUGAAACGCCCUCAAGAGAGAAGCUACAUGCUGCAACGAUGGCAGGAAGAAGGAGGUGUUAUGAUCAUAGGCUACGAAAUGUAUCGUAAUCUUGCACAAGGCAGAAAUGUGAAGAGUCGAAAACUUAAAGAAAUAUUUAACAAGGCUCUGGUUGAUCCAGGCCCUGACUUUGUUGUGUGUGAUGAAGGGCAUAUAUUAAAAAAUGAAGCUUCUGCUGUUUCUAAAGCUAUGAAUGCAAUACGAUCCAGAAGGAGGAUAAUUCUUACAGGAACACCACUGCAGAAUAACCUUAUAGAAUAUCACUGCAUGGUUAACUUUAUCAAGGAGAACUUGCUUGGAUCAAUUAAGGAAUUCCGAAAUCGUUUUAUAAAUCCAAUCCAGAACGGUCAGUGCGCAGAUUCUACCCCUGUUGAUGUAAGAGUAAUGAAAAAGCGUGCACAUAUUUUAUAUGAAAUGUUAGCUGGAUGUGUUCAGAGAAAAGAUUACACUGCAUUAACUAAGUUCCUGCCACCAAAACAUGAGUAUGUUCUUGCAGUUAGAAUGACGCCUCUUCAGUGUAAACUCUAUCAAUUCUACUUGGAUCACUUAACAGGUGUAGGUAGCAGCAGUGAAGGUGGAAGAGGCAAAGCUGGAACUAAACUAUUUCAGGACUUCCAGAUGUUAAGUAGAAUCUGGACUCACCCUUGGUGUUUGCAGCUGGACUAUAUUAGCAAAGAAAAUAAGGGCUAUUUUGAUGAAGAUAGUCUGGAUGACUUCAUUGCUUCAGAUUCCGACGAAACUUCAAUGAGUUUAAGCUCUGAUGAUUAUGCAAAGAAAAAAAAAUCCAAGGGGAAAAAAGCAAAGAAAGAGAGCAGCUCAAGUGGCAGUGGCAGUGAUAAUGAUGUUGAAGUGAUUAAAGUUUGGAAUUCAAGGUCUCGUGGAGGUGGAGAAGGAAAUACAGAGGACCUUGCAAACACCCCUGCUAUUCCUAUAAAAUCAGAGGAGGGUAAAGCCACAUCCUCUUCCAACCCAGGAAGCCCAGCUCCAGACUGGUAUAAGGAUUUUGUCACUGAUGCAGAUGCUGAAAUAUUGGAGCAUUCUGGGAAAAUGGUUCUUCUCUUGGAAAUACUUCGUAUGGCAGAGGAACUUGGUGACAAAGUUCUAGUUUUUAGCCAGUCUCUAAUAUCACUGGAUUUGAUAGAAGACUUUCUUGAGCUGGCCAGCACGGAGAAAACUGACAAAGAGAAACCUAUUUAUAAAGGUGAAGGAAAAUGGUUCAGAAAUAUUGACUACUAUCGUUUAGAUGGUUCAACUACAGCUCAGUCUAGAAAGAAAUGGGCUGAAGAGUUUAAUGACGAAACUAACGUGAGAGGCCGUUUGUUUAUUAUUUCCACUAAAGCAGGUUCUCUUGGAAUAAACCUAGUGGCUGCUAAUCGUGUGAUUAUCUUUGAUGCCUCUUGGAACCCAUCCUAUGAUAUCCAGAGUAUCUUUAGGGUUUACCGCUUUGGGCAAAACAAACCUGUGUUUGUGUACAGGUUCCUAGCUCAGGGAACAAUGGAGGACAAGAUCUAUGAUCGCCAGGUAACAAAACAGUCACUGUCUUUCCGGGUGGUUGACCAGCAGCAAGUUGAGCGUCACUUCACCAUGAAUGAGCUCACAGAGCUCUAUACUUUUGAGCCAGAUUUGCUGGAUGACCCUAAUUCAGAAAAGAAAAAGAAGAGGGACACACCCAUGCUGCCAAAGGAUACAAUUUUGGCAGAAUUGCUUCAGAUCCAUAAAGAACACAUAGUGGGCUACCAUGAACAUGACUCGCUCCUGGACCACAAAGAGGAAGAAGAAUUGACUGAAGAAGAAAGGAAGGCAGCUUGGGCAGAAUAUGAAGCUGAGAAGAAGGGUCUGACCAUGCGUUUCAACAUGCCAACUGGGACCAAUAUGCCCCAUCUCAACUACAACACUCAAACGCCAUAUAUUCCUUUCAAUCUGGGAGCUUUGUCAGCAAUGUCUAACCAGCAGCUGGAGGACCUCAUUAAUCAAGGAAGAGAGAAAGUUGUAGAAGCCACCAACAGUGUAACUGCAGCAAGAAUUCAGCCCCUUGAAGAUAUUAUCUCAGCUAUAUGGAAGGAUAAUAUGACCCUGACGGAGAGCCAGGUACAGGCCUUGGCCCUAAGUAGACAGGCAAGCCAAGAGCUGGAUGUGAAGCGCAGAGAAGCCUUGUACAACGAUGUCCUGACAAAACAGCAGAUGCUAAUCAGUUGUGUUCAGAGGAUACUUAUGAACAGAAGACUACAGCAGCAGUACAAUCAGCAGCAACAGCAGCAAAUGUCUUAUCAACAAGCAGCAAUGAGUCAUCUUAUGAUGCCAAAGCCUCCAAAUUUAAUCAUGAAUCCUUCCAACUACCAACAAAUAGAUAUGAGAGGAAUGUAUCAGUCCGUUUCGGGUGGUAUGCAGCCACCACCACUGCAACGCGCACCACCCCCAAUGAGAGGCAAAAAUCCAGGACCUUCCCAAGGGAAAUAAAUGUGAUUUUGCACUUAAAGCUUAAAGGAUUGUUAAAAUCAGAGAAAGAACUUUUAUUUUUUUAGGAAUCAAUGGCUUAACAGAACUCAACUGUAUAAAUAGUUUGGUUGGUCCCCUUAAAUGCCAUGUUCCAUAUUAGUGUUUCAGCUUUGUUUAAAUAGGACAUAAUGUUUUCUCUGAUUUGUCAGUGAUGUUGCCUAGAAUCUUCUUACAUGUUUUAAGUACAGGAGAUAUCAAAUUGUUUUCAGUGAAAACAAGUCCUUCCAUAACAGUAGCAGCUCCACAGGUUUCCUGUCUAAACUCCUACGCUUGCUUUUAGUAGCCAUGAAAAUAUUACCAGAUUUGAGAGGCUUAGGGAAGAAUACAGAUCUGUAUAUUUCAGUAUGCCAUUAUAUAACAUGUACACAGCUGAGUUCUUGAUUAGAGUUGAUUCCUCAAAUUAUGGAAUACUUUUCUACUUGCCCGUUUUUUUAAAUUAGUGGGAGUGUUAAGCCAGAAGAAAUAGUCUAAUUUCCUUUUGACUGAUGUCUGGACUCGCACAGUAUCACUUGUGCUGAAUAAAACAAAGGAAUUGAAAACUAUCUUGAGAGAACUGAGUGCAAUAUUCUUAAAUACUACUGCUCUGAAAUGUCUGGGUCAUGCAGUUAUCCUGAAACUGUUUACAGCCUUAAUCUGCGACUGGAGAAGAGAAACUUUUUUUUUUUUCCUCCGGUCUUCUGCCACCUUUUAUUUUCAGUUUUCUGUGAUGGAAUAACAACUGGUCAACUUAAGGUUACAGGUUUUUAUCCUUCACAUGCUAAUUUGCUCUAUGCUGACUUCAAUACAAAGCACAUUUCUGCUGACUCCUUGAUGCUGGUGCUAGUGUCUCUUCCCGUUGCCGGCAAUGGGAUUUGGGCCAAGAAAAUCAAAUUCCUGGUAUUUUGGGGGUUAAAGUAGUGAUGGUGGUUAGGGUCACACCCUCUUUUCUAAACAUUAUCAAAACAACAGAACCAUUGCUGACUUUAAAUGCAUACAAUGAACCGUGCUUCAGCCAUUUCCAGGGCUGCCAGAAUUGUGGAGUAGUUCUUCCUUUCCAGAGAAAGAUCUCUGGCCGUCACUCUCUCCUCCCCCUCCCUGAUCUCCUGUUAUUUUCCUAAGAACAUAAUUUAGUACAGAAGUGUGAUAGUUCUACCCUUUUUUGUUACUAUUAAUAUUUUAAUCUAGACCAGAGGUAAAUUUCUGGUUUAUCCUUAACAUCCUCCUUAGGCACAUCUUAAUCAGUUAUUAGUACAGCUUGUGUGUUUCUGAUGAUCUAAUUAUACACACAUAAAUAGGGCUUUUCUUUGCAUGUAGUUUGGUUGAUACUAUUUUUGUUUAAAAAAAAAAAAUUAUAGAAUGUGGGAGUAACAUUAAAUGACAGGAAUGUUUGAGGCGAUGGUGUAUUGAGUAUUGACAACAGCUAGAAAACUCAUGGGAAAGAAGAGCUGGAUGGAGGGAUUUGCUCUAGAUAUCACUGAACUCAUACAACUUGCUGACAUUUAACUAAAACUGAUUUAAUUUCUGGAAUCAUUCAUGCAGGAUUUUCUCGAGUUUUUAUGUCCUGAAUGGACAAGUGUUUUAGCAUCUAAAUAUGUAAAUCUUGAGAUACUUCAGUUUGUGAUUAAAUUUUGGUUUAUGCUAUGAGUAGAGUAUUAGAUCUGAUGUAAAACCAGCUAACCAAAUUGUUACUUUGGAUUCUUCAUGACAAGACACCGCAACAAAAAUCGGUAUGUUCUAGCGCUCUGUCAGCUCUGUAAUUAAACUUUUUUAAUUCUGGGGGAGGGGAGCCAAAAAAAAAGGUGUAUUCACUUGAAAAGAAAUGAAAAAAUGAGACUUUGAGACAAACGUUUGAAGGCAAAUGUUCUCUGGGCAACUGUCACUGAUAUUCCUACGUGUCAUGAAUAAGAAAUUUGUUCUACCAGACCUGGGAAUUUUCAAUGGAGUUUUACAAUAACUCGCUCAAAGACUUAAAUGUGGAAGUUUUAGGCAACAUUUAAAGGCACAUUUUUUCAUCCUGGACAAAACUAUGGAUAACAGAAGACUAAUGCAUAAGAGGAUAUCAGAGAUAAGAAGCAUUGAAAUAAAACUUGGACCACUUUGCAUACAUGUUUCUCACUUGACAUUUUAGCUGCAUAUGUGCUUUGAGUAUAACAUCAAGCUUUAACAAAUAUUUAAAGAAAGAACAUUACAUCAGUAAGAUAUUAAAAGGCUCAUUUUUAUAUUUGUUUUAGAUGUUUUAACUAGUUGAAAUGGCUUAAGAUGACGAAUAAAAAUGUUGCUUGUAAUACACUUUUGCCUGCUAAAUUCUCCACAUUUUGUAACCUGUUUAUUCCUUUGGAUGUAAAGCGUUUUUGCUUAGUAUCGUGAUAUUGUAUAUGUUUUGUCCCAGUUGUAUAGUAAUGUUUCAGUCCAUCAACCAGCUUUGGCUGCUGAAAUCAUACAGCUGUGAAGACUUGCCUUUGUUUCUAUUAGACGGCUUUUCAGUUCUGUAUUAAAUAUCUUAAGUACUGUAGAAAAGAUGUCACCUCUUCCUAUAAGGCUGUUUUGUAAUAUAUAUAAGGACUGGAAAUGUGUUUUUAAAGAAAAGAAGCAUUCAAGUAUGACAAUAUACUAUCUGUGUUUUCACCAUUCAAAGUGCUGUUUAGUAGUUGAAACUUAAACUAUUUAAUAUCUCAUUUAAUAAAGUGACCAAAAUACA
Molecule: messenger RNA, 10357 nt
Organism: Gavialis gangeticus (Gharial)
Lineage: Eukaryota; Metazoa; Chordata; Crocodylia; Gavialidae
Gene: ATRX
Product: ATRX, chromatin remodeler
Exons: 36
Coding region: 127-7641 (2504 amino acids)
Molecular function (GO): ATP-dependent chromatin remodeler activity; ATP binding
Source: RefSeq, a predicted model, not a curated record